This is a messenger RNA of Cylindrotheca closterium, 1887 nucleotides long. The record is from the annotation of a GenBank genome assembly. Lineage: Eukaryota; Bacillariophyta; Bacillariophyceae; Bacillariales; Bacillariaceae.
AUGGACCACGUGCUGGAUGAUCUGAGGACAAGUUUCAUCGUCAAAUGGAACGAACUGGUGGAGAACAUGCACCCGACGGAAGAAGAAGAAGAUGAUGAUGAUAAUGAUAAUGAUGGAUCGGACAUUGGUCAAAAAUUGCGAGCGGCCAAAAGCCAACUAUCACAACUGAAAUUGGAGGGCAAACAGUCAAAAUCAGCUCGUCGUGCAGAGCACAAAAAGCUCUCGCACGAAUUGUGGGAAAAACAACGGAACCUUCAUCGAUUGGGACGAAAAGCACAACGGCACAUUAGUCUGUAUGAAUAUGCUGUCUUGAUGCGAGAAGCAGGACCUGCAAGGCCCUACACAAGCAGCAGAUCGGACACUACCGAAAGAUUGAUUGAGAGAAAAGGACCUGAAGUAGUAGCAGCAUCAGGUAGCUCGGAUCAUGCUUCCUCGUCUCAAAAACAACAACAAAAACAACAACAACAACAAAAACAAAAACAGAAACAACCACCACCACCCAAUUCAACAACAACUCUAAUCCUGUGGUCGCAGACAUUCUAUGGCUCCAGUGCGUUUCUGUGGCAACUAAUGGUCCAAUCGGUUUUGCAAGUCAGACUGCUGAAAAAGGCGCACUUGCUCACGAUGUUUCGUGCACAAGAAGUCAUUUUCAAGGUCCACAAGAGCAACGAAGUCAAGCAACUUGCGGCGUAUAUCAAAUCCAAGGAUAAAAUGGACGAAGCCUGUAUUGAUUUGAUGCAACGGAAGGCCGAAGUGAUGCUCCAAAUAGAAAGCAAACUAAAGGAAACAAAGGAUGUGAUGGAAACCUACAAUGAGAUUGCACAAAAGCAACGUAAAAUUAUUCUCAAGCUAAAGCUGAGGGGAGGCCAAGCAGUCUCCGAUCAAGUCAAAGAAAACAUCAUUCGACGACGGUCCACACUGAUACAAGGAAUUGAGGAUUCGGAGCCUCCAUUCCUAGCCGAAUUGAAGCGUGAAUCAUUGAUACGUCUGAGUACGAUUGCCGAACGAAUGUCACUGGAAGCAGAUGGACCUUUGGUAGACAAGGUGCGGGUGGAAUUUUCAUUAGACGAGUCGUUGAUGAUGAAAGAAGAAGAGGAAAAGCAGGCUCAGGUAGGACGAUCGAGCCCACAUUCUUUUGAUACAUCGGCAAUGGGAGGGAGCAGUAGUCAAAUCGAAGAAGCCGAGGAAACGCAGGUUCAAGUAGGACGAUCGAGUCCACACUCGUUUGACACCAGUAAGUCAGAUUUGGGAGAGAGUAGUAUUCAAUUCGGAGAAAGAUGUGGAUUCAAAUCAUCAUUGUCCAGUACAAUUCUUAAAGAGCAAGAUGACGAUGAUGAGAAUGCAUCCUUCGUUUCCAAUUCCACCAUUUCCGACGAUGAACUUGACUAUAUGCCAGAAGCCGUGCCGUCACAGCAACAACAGCCAAAAACAAUAAAAAGAAAACGAAGUCGUGCGGAACUUCGAAAAUCGCUCGACAGCAUUGCACUGCUGAAUAGAUCAGCAUCAUCCAGUUCUAACAUCGUCGGCGCAGGUGAAGAUCAUGAGAAUUCGUCCGUCAAAUCUGGCAGAUCCAAUGCUUCCAGAAUGGAACUAGAACGCCGCCGAAUCAUGGCAGAAGAGCGAUUGGCCAAAUCGAAACGAAUGUCCCAACGAGUAUCCAUGCAAGCCAAACGAAAAAAGGCAAAGCAACGACUGGAGGAAUCCAAGAAGCGCCUUCGAGGUUUUUUGGCAGCCGAGGAUUCUUCCAGUUCGUUGGAUACUCGAAUUCGAGACGAUGAGAGCUACCACGAAUCUAGUACGAGCUUGAGAUCUCCUGAUUCGGUGGCCGGUUUUCCAUACCCUAUCCCCACUACUCCUGAGGCAGAAUUGAGGAAGGAGGAGGGCUAG